AUGCACCACUCUGGCGAGACAAUCCGCAGGCAGGUUGCUCCUGUGGCAACAGGCGCCUGCACAGCAGCUGCUGCUGAACUCUUAGGAACUAAAUGUUCUGCAUACAUCGGAGGGCCGAGGCGUCAAAACUACUACGCAGCCGUGGCCCUUCUGGGCGCCUCCCUCUUCUUCUUUGCCACCACUGUCGGAUGCGCAGUCCGUUUCAUCUCCCUCCCCUCCCCUGGCCUGCGCUUCGCAGACUGGCAGGUCUCCCGGCAGCUCCGCGAGGCAUCCCAAGCCCACGCGGCAAACAGCAGCACCCUGGCCCAGAGGAUCAGAACCGAGGAGGAGAGCCUGGCUCAGGCCCGGGAGAUGCUACGAGAGGCCGAGGCGGGACUCGAGCGCGCCAGGGAAGAGCUGAAGCAAGCAGAGAGCAACCUGACCCUCCUGCGGCAGGACAAGGGCAGACUGGAAGAGAAGAACCAGGAGAUGGAGACCAAUCUGACCCACGCCAGGUCAUGCCAGCAGAUCGGCUGCUGCCCCCCUCAGUGGAAGCUCUUCCGAUGGAAAUGCCUGUGGGUUUCAGCGGAAGAGAGGACUUGGGAAGAAAGCUACUGGGACUGUAGGAUGAAGAAAUCCCUGCUGCUUGUUUUGACAGAUCCCUGGAGUGCUGAGGAGCUGCAGCGUUCCCAAGUCUUAACGGUCUGGUGAAAACGGGUAGCAUGGCCUAAUGGGUGGGGUGAGGGAGGGGCUCCACCGUCAAUCCUGAAGGGGGAACCUGAAGGCCACUCCAUGCUCAUAGCACAGAAAGGGGAAAGGCGAGGGAAAUGUUGCAUUCACAGCCAAUCUUAAGAAGCG
Messenger RNA from Lacerta agilis (Sand lizard), 837 nucleotides. RefSeq names its product B-cell differentiation antigen CD72-like. Bases 1 to 690 code for a protein of 229 amino acids. Gene Ontology annotation, cellular component: plasma membrane. Lineage: Eukaryota; Metazoa; Chordata; Lepidosauria; Squamata; Lacertidae. Gene Ontology annotation, molecular function: transmembrane signaling receptor activity. The record is from RefSeq and is a predicted model, not a curated record. The transcript is spliced from 4 exons.